Molecule: messenger RNA, 790 nt
Organism: Cyanistes caeruleus (blue tit)
Lineage: Eukaryota; Metazoa; Chordata; Aves; Passeriformes; Paridae
Source: RefSeq, a predicted model, not a curated record
GGGUUGUGUACCCCAGAGGGGACGAGCCCUGUUCCCCAGUGUGCCGUGGCUAAUGUGUGUGACUAACCAGGGUGGGGGUUUUGGGGUCACUGCUCACACCCCUCCACCACUGCUCCGGCCCCACAGAAUAACUUUGAGGAGCCCAUUGCUCUGCAAGAGAUGGACACAAGCAACGGGGUCCUGCUGCCCUUCUAUGAUGCUGAUUCCAGCAUUGUCUACCUCUGCGGGAAGGGUGACAGCAGCAUCCGCUAUUUCGAGAUCACGGAUGAGGCACCCUAUGUGCACUACCUGAACACCUACAGCAGCAAGGAGCCCCAGCGGGGCAUGGGCUUCAUGCCCAAGCGUGGGCUGGAUGUCAGCAAGUGUGAGAUCGCCAGAUUCUUCAAGCUGCACGAGCGCAAGUGUGAGCCCAUCGUCAUGACGGUGCCACGCAAGUCAGACCUCUUCCAGGAUGACCUGUACCCCGACACGCCAGGCCCCGAGCCAGCCCUGGAGGCAGAUGAGUGGCUGUCAGGGAAGGACGCAGAGCCCAUCCUCAUCUCGCUGCGGGAUGGGUAUGUCCCCAUCAAGAACCGGGAGCUGAAGGUGGUCAAGAAGAACAUCCUGGACAGCAAACCCCCGCCAGGCCCCCGACGAAGCCACUCCACUUGCGACUCUGACUUCUCUCAGCCAGCCUUGGAGGAGGUGCUGGAGGAGAUCCGUGCCCUCAAGGAGACGGUCCAAGCGCAGGAGAAGCGCAUCUCCGACCUGGAGAACAAACUCUGCCAGUUCACCAACGGCACGGACUAGC